This is a messenger RNA of Acanthosepion pharaonis, 621 nucleotides long. Lineage: Eukaryota; Metazoa; Mollusca; Cephalopoda; Sepiida; Sepiidae. The record is from the annotation of a GenBank genome assembly.
AUGUCUUUCUUUCAUUCUUUCUUUCUUUCUUUCUUUCUUCAUUUAUUUAUUUAUGUAUUUUCAUUCAUUUGCCGACUUUUGUGCUUUUUUCUUCUUUCAUUUUUCGUUUGUUGGGCUUUCUUUCUUUCUUUCUUUCUAACAUUUCUUUCUUUGUUUAGUUUUUGUUUGCUUGCAUUUGUACUUAUUUUUUCGUUUGUUGGGCUUUCUUUCUUUCUUUCUUUCUUUCUUUCUAACAUUUUUUUCUUUUUGAUCAUUGCUGAUUAUAUAUUUUUCUUCUUAAUUUUUCAUUCUUUUUUUCUUACAUUUUUUAUUUGGUUUAUAUAUACCUUCAAUUACUUUUCGUUUGUCCGACAUUCUUUUUUCUUUCUUUUUCUUUUUCUUUCCUUCUUUUCAUUCUUCUUUUUUUUUUAUAUUUUCAUUCUUUCUUUCUUUCUUUCUUUCUUUCUUUCUUUCUUUCUAACUAACGUUUGCCGAUAUGUCUUUCUGUUACAUUUCCAUCUCUAUCAGCCACUGUCUUUUAUUGUUUUUAUUCAUUCAUUCAUUCAUUCAUUAACGCUUUCUUUCUUUUGUUAUUGCUUUCUCUCUUUUUCUUUUUUAAUUCUUUUACCUUCCUUUUCUUAA